This is a messenger RNA of Tripterygium wilfordii, 656 nucleotides long. RefSeq names its product glutaredoxin-like. The record is from RefSeq and is a predicted model, not a curated record. Gene Ontology annotation, biological process: cellular response to oxidative stress. Bases 87 to 410 code for a protein of 107 amino acids. The transcript is spliced from 4 exons. Gene Ontology annotation, molecular function: glutathione disulfide oxidoreductase activity. Lineage: Eukaryota; Viridiplantae; Streptophyta; Magnoliopsida; Celastrales; Celastraceae. Gene Ontology annotation, cellular component: cytoplasm.
CCUCCUAUAAAUGGUGCCACGAAUCAAUUCUCGUAUCUCGAUUUGGUGUUCUUUCUACGGUGGAAGCUUGAAUCGAAAUAUCGAAAAUGGCGUCAGUGAAGGUGAAGGAGACUGUUGCUGCCAAUCCCGUCGUCGUCUUCAGCAAGGCCUACUGUCCCUACUGCCUCAGCGUGAAGAAUCUGUUACAGCAAGUUGGAGCCUCCUUCAUGACCGUCGAGCUGGACACUGAAAGUGAUGGAAGUGAAAUGCAAGCCGCUCUUUUGGAAUGGACUGGACUGCGGUCUGUGCCAAAUGUUUUCAUUGGGGGAAACCACAUUGGUGGCUGUGACACCACAACAGGCCUGCACCAGCAAGGAAAGCUGAUUUCUCUCCUUACUGAAGCUGGAGCUCUUGCCAAGCCAUCUGCUUGAAAGGAUUUCGUUAUCUGUUCGAAUAUAAUAGCAAUAAAUGGUGGCUUUAUCUUUUUCAUUGGCGCCUUUGAGAAGACCAAUACACCUGAAUAGGAAAAAUGACAUAAUUUACCAACUGGAGGCUAUCGGCAUAGGAGACAUCUUUGCAAGUCCAGUUUAUUGUUUUCGGAUAUAAACUCUGUAGACUUGAUGUUUUAAUGAGACUUGAUGGUAGACCCAGUAAAAUUGGCUUACUUUUAUCCUUGC